Messenger RNA from Dama dama (fallow deer), 2242 nucleotides. Its product is annotated as solute carrier family 25 member 3-like. Gene Ontology annotation, cellular component: mitochondrial inner membrane. Bases 1 to 993 code for a protein of 330 amino acids. The record is from RefSeq and is a predicted model, not a curated record. Gene Ontology annotation, molecular function: phosphate transmembrane transporter activity. Gene Ontology annotation, biological process: mitochondrial phosphate ion transmembrane transport. The transcript has a single exon. Lineage: Eukaryota; Metazoa; Chordata; Mammalia; Artiodactyla; Cervidae.
AUGUGUGAUGCUGGCGGUUACCGAGCCCUGCGGGGGAGAAGCGCAGGCCAACUCAAGGGCAGGCCCUGGGCAGCAGCCUUUGAGGAGUCCAGCUACGAGUACGGCUCCACGAAGUACCUACUGCUGUGCGGCCUGGGCGGGAUGCUGAGCUGCGGGCUGACGCACACGGCCAUUGUGCCCCUGGACCUGGUCAAGUGCCGCAUGCAGGUGGACCCCAGCAAGUACAAGGGCAUUCUGAGCGGCUUUGGCGUGACACUGCGGGACGAUGGGCUGCGCGGCCUGGCCCGAGGCUGGGCCCCGACCUUUCUGGGCUACUCCAUGCAGGGCCUCUUCAAGUUUGGCCUCUACGAGGUCUUCAAAAUCCGAUACGCGGAGCUCCUGGGCCAAAAGAAGGCCUAUGAAUGGAGAACCGGGCUGUACCUGGCCGCCUCGGCCAGCGCCGAGUUCUUCGCCGACGUGGCCCUGGCCCCGAUGGAAGCAGUGAAGGUUCGCAUGCAGACGCAGCAGGGCUAUGCCCGCACGCUCCGGGCCGCUGCCCCCAAGAUGUACGGCGAGGAGGGCCUGUGGGCCUUCUACAAAGGCGUGGCGCCACUCUGGAUGCGCCAGAUCCCCUACACCAUGAUGAAGUUCGCCUGCUUCGAGCGCACGGUCGAGGCGCUCUACAAGUACGUGGUGCCCAAGCCGCAGAGCCAGUGCACCAAAAGUGAGCAGCUGGCCGUGACCUUUGUGGCCGGCUACAUCGCUGGCGUCUUCUGCGCCGUGGUGUCCCACCCAGCGGAUUCCGUCGUGUCCGUUUUGAACAAGGAGAAAGGCAGCACGGCCUUCGAGGUUCUCCGCACAUUGGGGUUCAAGGGCGUGUGGAAAGGCCUGUUCGCCCGGAUCAUCAUGAUUGGCACCCUGACUGCCCUGCAGUGGUUCAUCUACGACUCUGUCAAGGUCUAUUUCAAAUUGCCUCGCCCUCCAGUCCCUCAAGCGCCCAAAUCCCGAAAGUAGGCAUGGAUUGGAAGACUCCUGUGGCCACCGUUGGCCAGUAUUCCGAUUCCGUGGGGGAUUAUGUUCAAAUAAUACUAGUGCGUAGGAUGUUAACGUUUAUGGGGAGGUGACAAUGUGCAGACCUAGUUUUCUUUAAGUGAUUGAUUCCUGCUUUUUGGCAAUCCUAGAGAAUUGCAACCCUUUCAUUUGGGGGUUUGGACCAUUGUCUUUGGGGAAUCAGCGUGGUUGCUUUAACUCAAUAGCUUUUCAGCAUUAUAAGGGGAAAAAAUUCUCAACAGGAAGUAAUGUUAGGUGAUUUAGUGCCUCUAGGUUGUCUCUCCUUUGAUUCACCAUUCAGUGGAGAUUAUCCAAGCAUCACUACAAAAGAGCCUACUGAUGAGGUUUCAAGGUCAGCCCAACUAUAUGGGACAGAGAACAAAGUAAAAUUCUGCUACAUGGUGCUCAUCUCAAUAGAAAUCAUGCACCUAUUGAAUAGAUGAAGGAUUUGUUCCAUAUUUCUUGUUCCUGUCCAUUGCAGAUAAAAAUUAUUAAAAGUUAAAUUGUGACUUACAUUUCCUGAUAGCUUAGAAAGCAUUCACUCUUUUCAAAGAGCAUGACAUGAGAUCUGCAUUUUCUCAUUUGGCUUUGCCCUAUUCUCUUCCUGAUGUUGCUGAUUAGAACAUAGCUCGCUCCAGGAAGUGCUACAAUUGGAUCAAUGUGGAAAACCAAGAUGAGAUGAAGGGCAGGCUCUGAGAAUAAAUAUGUAAAGAAAAGUCUCUGUUCUCUAAAGAUUUCUUUUGUACAAUUCAGCUUUCAACAGCCUUACAUCCAAAGAAGAUCAUACCAUCCUGACAUUUAAACACAGACAUACAUGAAACCCUACAAAUUCCAACAAUUUUUGGUUGAAUAUUAAUGGUUUUGGUGACUUUGAAAGAAAAAUCUCAUUUUUAAUGUAACAAAUGUCAUUCAUUUAACUUGGUAUGUCAUUCAUUUAUCUUGGUAGAUAUUUCAUUGAUCUUUGCAAUGGUUGAGGUUCUUAAAAUUUAUUGAAGUUAUAAAGCACAUUUUCAGUUUUCUGUAGCUUUCACAUCUCUGAUUGAGGAAACUAUAAAAUAAGUGAAAUUCUGUGAAUUAGAGAUGUUUGUAGAAUGUGAAUAAGAAACUCCAAUAUGAUAUUUGAUGUGAUUAACCAAAAUGUUGCACAAUUGCCCUAACACGUUGUAUUAAAAAACACAAACUUAAGAUAUGUUAAUGUUUUAACUAUGUAAUA